Hylaeus volcanicus is the source of this 1461-nucleotide messenger RNA. RefSeq names its product protein phosphatase methylesterase 1-like. NCBI's taxonomy places the organism in Eukaryota, Metazoa, Arthropoda, Insecta, Hymenoptera, Colletidae. Gene Ontology annotation, biological process: protein demethylation. The coding region runs from base 298 to 1314 and encodes 338 amino acids. The transcript is spliced from 10 exons. Gene Ontology annotation, molecular function: protein methylesterase activity. The record is from RefSeq and is a predicted model, not a curated record.
GCUUUUUAACUUUAUAAAAACCCCCAUAUUUGAGAAUGAUAUAUUUGCGACCUUUUUUAAUUUUACGAAAAAUAUUUUAAACAGUUCAUAUAGCUUUAUUAAACGUUAGAAAACGAAAUUCUUUAGUGUAAUUUUUUAUAAGUAUUGCAACGUUUUUAGUAAAACAUCAUAGCAGUGUACUUUAUGACAGUCUUAGUAAAUAAACACACACAGAAAGAGAGUAAAUAGUAGCAAGACGAUUUCAUUCGAAUUGUUUUGUUAGUUAAAAAUUUUUCAAAGUUUUAUGUAGGUUUUAAAAUGAAUACCAGCGAUUUAUGGGACAACUAUUUUGAUCGUCAAUUCUCAGUGAAUAUCUUAAAAGAAACAAAGGGGAAAGAUGAACAUAAUAAAUUUCAAGUGUAUAUGGGGGGGUCAGUGCAUGACACUCUCCUAAUUUGUUUUCAUGGGGCAGGGCACACGGCAUUAAGCUGGAGUCUUUUGGCAAGAUCUCUAAAAACAGCGUUCUGUGUAGCGGCAUACGAUUGUCGUGGGCACGGAUUGACAGAAUGUGACAACUCAAGUGAUUUAUCAACGGAAACAUUAGUUCAGGAUGCCAGUCAAAUUAUUGAAAAGCUUCAAGAGAUGAUCUUUGUGGAGCGUGAAACCACAGAGAAACCUAAACGAUCGUGCAGUAGAGCACUGCCGAGUGGAACCAGUCAGUCUGAAUUAUUAGUACGAGAGCGUAUACUAGCGCAUUCACGUCGAUUGAGUCGUGCUCAUAUUGUGCUCAUGGGGCACAGUAUGGGGGGUGCGAUUGCUAUUCAUUUAGCUUCCAAGGGAAUCGUAAAAGAUUUACAAGGUUUAAUUAUAUUAGAUGUUGUGGAAGGUACUGCAAUUGAAGCCUUACCGAGAAUGGAGAAGUUCAUCUCAACGUUUCCACUUUUUUUCACUAGCCUUGAAAGUGCUAUUCAAUGGUCUUUAAAGCAUGUUUUACAUAAUGAAGAAAGUGCUCGAAUCUCGAUACCUUCACAACUUGAAUAUGAUGGAGAAUUAUGGCGUUGGAGAGUCAACUUGAAGGAAACCAAGUGUUAUUGGAACCAGUGGUUUCAAGGAAUAGGGAACAAGUUUUUGAAUGCACCCAUUCCAAGCGGAGGCAAAGUUUUAAUACUUGUGGGCCAUGAACGUCUAGAUAAGCCUUUGACAAUAGCGCAAAUGCAAGGCAAAUUUCAGUUAAAUGUGAUACCCAAAUCUGGUCACAUUGUUCAAGAAGAUCAACCUGAAGAUAUUGUGCAAGUGGUUUUAGCUUUCGCUGAACGUUAUUGUUUAAUAAAUUAAAAAAAAAAACCCUCAUCUUUUAAAAUCAACUCAUCUUUCCAUUUUUACAAGACAUGAAUGCCUCUUUUUUAAACGUGCACCUAAAACAUUGCCUCUUGUUCUACUUAUCAGGAAAAGAAAUUUCACGAAGACAAAACAUUUUUUGUA